AUGCUACAGACCCCAGCGACGACACCGAAAUGUCUACCGCGCAGCGUGUCAAGGAUACCUGGGAAACGACAAUCAACAUCACCGCAGAAAGUAUCACAGGCUCCCAUAUCGAAGCCGCCACCUAUGCAGUCAGCAAUAACAGCUCAAUCGCCACCAGAAGCACGAAGGUUGCCGGAGCCUUCUCGCCGCAGCUAUUUACCUGCAUCUGCUACUGACCUGCCAAAGCCACCUCAGCCAGCUACACGCAAUAUGAAAAAGCCAAGCCGAAUAGCCACGGUUAAUGAGGCUAGGACUCGUGUAUCCAACGGAGUGCUGACACCAGGCAGUGUUCACUUUCGAGCGUCUUCGACUAGCAAGUCGACUGCGACUUCAGGUAUUGCCACACCUCAAGCGCCCAAGAAGCAGGCACUCAAGGCCAGCGGCGGCGAAAGCCAUGCGCUCUCAAGCGACUCAAAGUCUCUGUUCAUGAAAGGGCAUGUUGGAGAGCAUUGCAUACAUGGAGCCCUGGUCCACAAGCUAGCUUGCGGACACAAAGUGAUAACGAUGAAAGUGGAGGACUGCGCCAGCAACUGCGUGCGCCCACUACUAAAGCACCUCCAACAACACGCGAACCACGCAUCUGAAGAAGCCUUUGUCUGUUCAGCAUGCAUCGAACAGCAUGUACAGUCGCACCGCGAAGCGAAACGCACUCUGUUCGAGCAGACGUACAAGGUCACUGAACGGAAGAUGAUCGCUUUUCCUGAUGGCUGGUUGGAAAAGCAGCGUGCGUAUUGGGAGAAGGUUUGGGAGAACGAUACCGUGAUGGAAAGGAGUGCGUUUGCGCUGCUAGGGCGGAAGUGCGCUCAUUUUGGAGAUAAUGUCGUGGGUACGAGCAUGAAGAAGGAACGGUCUUCGACUGCUGUUCCUUUUCCAGCGAAGAGGAGAUUGAAGGCGAGCAGAGGAUCGCAUGAGAAAUCUCCAGAAUCUGUUCUUGGAGACAAGAUGUGGAAGGAUGAGGCCAAUGGAAAUGAUAGUAGAAAGAGGGACAGUCUUUUGGAGUAG
This is a messenger RNA of Fulvia fulva, 1041 nucleotides long. RefSeq lists its product as uncharacterized. The transcript has a single exon. The record is from RefSeq and is a predicted model, not a curated record. Bases 1 to 1041 code for a protein of 346 amino acids. NCBI's taxonomy places the organism in Eukaryota, Fungi, Ascomycota, Dothideomycetes, Mycosphaerellales, Mycosphaerellaceae.